CCCGGACCUGAGGUAAGGGCGGGAGAGGGAAAGAGGAACUCGCACACAGUGAGCUGGAUUCGACCGAGCAGCAGCAAGCGGUCGGAGGGCGACGACAGAAGCGAAGGGAUUGGUACCGGGAUCCCAGCGUUACCUGUCAGACGCUCAGGACCCACUUUCACGUUCCUCGGGGGCUAUUAGUUGUCUCCGGACACGGUGAUAGACAUGGGCCACUCAAGAGUGUAAUCAGGUAUAGAGUGGAGAAUUGGUGCCGAAGAGCUUAAAGAAGACUGAAAAUUCCUCUUUGAAAUCUAUCUUUAGAGGUCCUCAAUCAGAUUAAACCUUCUUUAGAAGCACUGAAGAAUUCCGAAGGAUAAAACUUAGAUAUCUUGCCUGUGAAAAUGAAUGGAAAUGAUUCAACUCCAACAUCCAACUCCAACGUAUCUGUUUCUUACACUCCAAGACCUGAGGACACAGUUUGUAGCCAUGAUGUCUUGCUUAUCGAACAGUUCGCAGUCCUUACAGAAAGCCAAAGGAAAAUAGUUGCCACAUUGUGUUCAAUAGUGGGGCCUUUUACUGUUUUGGAGAACAUUUUCAUUAUAUGUGUGAUACUUUUGACUCCACAACUCCGAAAACGACCCUCUUAUUUAUUUAUCACAAGCCUUGCCACUGCUGAUCUCAUAGCAAGUGCUGUAUUUGUCUACAGUUUUAUUAGCUUCCAUGUUGUCAAGAGCAAGGACAACACGCAAGUAUUUCUGUUUAAACUGGGAUGUGUCAUUGUGUCAUUCUCAGCUUCAGUGGGCAGUUUGCUGCUCACUGCUAUUGACAGGUACAUAUGCAUUCACAAGCCUUCUGAAUACAAGACAAUUAUUACAAAGAAGAAAGCAGUGAAUUGUAUCUUAGUUAUGUGGCUAUUGGUUAUUUUUAUAGGCUUACUUCCUUUGAUGGGUUGGAAUUGCUGUCGGUCACAUUUUACGUGUUCCCAGCUAUUUCCUUUAGUUGAUGAAACCUAUUUAAUCUGCUGGAUAAUGCUUACAACCUGUCUGUUAGUUAUAAUAAUUCAUGUCUAUGUACAUAUUCUAUUGAAGGCUCAUUUUCAUUCGGUCUACAUGGAGAAACAAAGAAGGAAACAUCAAGCAAAAUUAGAACACAAACGUAUGGACAUUAAGCUUGCCAAAACACUAGGCCUAAUAUUAAUUAUUUUGAUUACUUUUUGGUCUCCAGCCUUGAUUCUAAUGACUUAUGAUAUAUUUGCCGAUGUAAGCAAAGAUACCAAAACGGUGUUUGCGUUUUGCAGCAUACUGUGCUUGCUACAUUCAACCAUGAAUCCAAUAGUUUAUGUGUUAAGGAGCAAAGAGAUGCGCCGUAUAACAUUCAAUAUUUUGUCUGGGUGCAAGAAGCAGGCGGCAUCUCUGGAGAGCAGCAUGGAGUCUGAUGGACAGAUCAAAACCCAGGUUUCAAGUGUUUGUUCGUGAGAAAUACAGGUCAGAAUGUAGUACCUCUCCCACCUUGCCUGAGUGAAAUAUUUGACUGCCUGAACAAUAGACUUUCAGAACAACAACUUAUGCAAAGAGGAAGAACUCUCCAGCUGAUGGUACUUAUUUUGAUUCACGCAAUAGGGGACUUCUGCCAAGAGAUUACACCUUUAGGCGUCAAGUGAUCCUAAUUCACCUACUCAUAGCAUUUCGUUUUACUGAUACUUCAGAUAUGUUACAGAAUUUAAGAAUCACAUUUGCCAACUCUUCUUGAAGAAAAUAUUGCUACAUAUUCCUGACUUUUGUGUCAAUUUAACCAGUAUUUCAAAAUGUUAACAGCCCUCUUAUGCAUUCACUUGAAUAACAGUAUAUAUAUAUGACUGUGUUGCAUAAGUUCUUCAAUGGAUUUUUAAUUCUGUAGCACCAUUUCAAGAAACAAGUAUCUAUUCUAUAGAGUUAGUGUGAAAAACAUCUUGGCAAAUUAAUCUUAGAGGUAAUACAGAACAGCCUCUGAAAUGAGAAACUUUAUUAGAAUUUCUCAUUGGAUCAUAAUUUCUUGUUGUAAACAGUAAUUUGUUUGCAAAUGAUGGAUUCUCGUCCAGUUAAAACAGGUCUACUGAGACAAACCAGAAGAGAUUAUGACAACAUGAACGUCUUUUAUCAAUGUAUUUUGUACAUAGUAAUAGCUUUGCUGAAUGGUCCAAGAACUGGUGCAAACAAAAGUUCUGUUAACUUUUACAAAUGAGGUUUAAAGAUAAUAAAAACAGCAAAUGUUGGCAAGCAGGUCAGGCUGUGUCUGUGUAAAGAGAAACAGAGUUAACAUUUCUGGUCAAGCACCUUCAUCAACACUGGGAAUGAGAGAAAAACAAGUUAGUUUUAACUUACAGGAAAGGUGGGAGAAGGCAUGUAGAGGACGAAGUAAAAAUCUACAACAGGGUGAAGAUGGGAUUACCAUGGGGAUAAAUUGUAGUGUUUUUCUCUCCAUUGGGUUAAUCAGAACAGUUUGAAAGCACAAAGCACAAUAAUAAAUAUUUCACACUUACUUGUUUAAUUUAUUUUUUUAUAUAUACUCCUUACUGUAAUUUAUAGCUUUGCAGUCAAUGUAUUGUAAUGUACUGCUGCCACAAAGCACAUCUCAUGGCAUAUGCCGGUGAUAUUAAAUCUGAUUCUGAUUAAAAUGUUAUGAGAUGCAGAGCUACGAAAGAAGCCCAGCGGGUCGGACUCUGUUAAUGAAGAGCAAAGCUGAGCCAGAACCACCGAUGGGUGACCAACAGAAGAAAAGACCAAAUCUGAUGCAGGCAGAGAAAGCAAAUUAGCAGAAGUUGUAAAAUUUGAAAAUGAGUCUGUUGGGCUGCAUCAUGCCUGGACUGAAGGUGCUACUCCACAAGACAUUACUCUUUAUUUCACAAAAAUCUACAUUUCUGUAUUUAUAUUACUACUCCCCACUGACCCCCAUUAACCCACUAUCUGGAGGACCACUACAACUUACCUUCCUGGUAACCUUGGCCUCACCUUAUCACUGGUUCACUUUGACCUAUUCAUUCCUCCCAACCCCCACCCCCCCGCCCCCCCAACCUUCUCCAUAAUUUAAACCAUUUUCUCAUUUUUUCUUCAAUGCUGCUGACAGGACUUAGAGCAGAAAUGUAAACUCUGUUUCUCUUUUCACAGAUGCUGCCUAAUCCGCUGAGACUUAUGGAUUUCCAGCACCUGUAUUUUAGAUAUAAAAAUCCUUGCUUUAACCUAUGGGCUGUUGUAUACUCUUGAUCUAUUCGUUGUCAUUUUGUUAGCUGUGAUAUAUAUUUAUAAUUGAAUUUCCAGUCUCCUGUGAUACCAUGUUUGGUAAAUCCUGAUCAUUGGACCUUGUUCAGCUUUUACUGAGGGUGACGAUAAGAAAUAGCAGCUUAUUCCACAUUCUUGUUUAUCUGCAUGCAUUAUUAAAGGGAGCAAUUAA
Molecule: messenger RNA, 3405 nt
Organism: Mobula hypostoma (lesser devil ray)
Lineage: Eukaryota; Metazoa; Chordata; Chondrichthyes; Myliobatiformes; Myliobatidae
Gene: cnr2
Product: cannabinoid receptor 2
Exons: 2
Coding region: 381-1454 (357 amino acids)
Biological process (GO): regulation of metabolic process; adenylate cyclase-activating G protein-coupled receptor signaling pathway
Cellular component (GO): cytoplasm; plasma membrane
Molecular function (GO): cannabinoid receptor activity
Source: RefSeq, a predicted model, not a curated record